Molecule: messenger RNA, 1090 nt
Organism: Phlebotomus argentipes
Lineage: Eukaryota; Metazoa; Arthropoda; Insecta; Diptera; Psychodidae
Product: luciferin sulfotransferase-like
Exons: 3
Coding region: 56-1051 (331 amino acids)
Biological process (GO): sulfation
Cellular component (GO): cytoplasm
Molecular function (GO): sulfotransferase activity
Source: RefSeq, a predicted model, not a curated record
AACGAGUCACAAUUCACGAUCAGUUCCAUUGGAAGUGUCUCUGAAGGUGGUCAGAAUGCCUUUUGUCUGCGAAAAAGUGUCCGAAAGUGAAGUCGGGAAGAAAUCUCACUACGUUGGCGUGACGGAUUUCGCGUGGGUCACUGCAGACGCGCGUCCUCGUGAGGUUGGUCAGGAGUGGCGAAUGGAUCCGUGCUUUCUGCCUGUGUUCUUUCGCGAGAAGGCGGCUGAGAUUGAGGACUUUGUCGUGUAUCCGGACGACACUUGGGUCCUGUCGUAUCCCAAGUGCGGCACCACGUGGACGCAGGAAAUGGUGUGGCUGAUAAAUAACGGCGUGGACGUGAAGGCGGCCCAGGAAGUGCCCCUAAACACCCGAUAUCCUUUCAUUGAGAUGUGCACCCUUUUGCCGGAGGACUUUGACGUUGAUCAGGACAGCCUGCAGAGAGGAAAGAGCGCGCCUCGUCCGCGUCAUCUCAAGAGUCAUCUGCCCGCCCACUUGCUGCCGCGGGCAAUUUGGCAGGUGAAGCCCAAGAUAAUCUACGUCGCGCGGAAUCCGAAGGACGUUUGCGUCUCCUUCUACCACCACUACAAACACCUCCAUGGCUACGCGGGGAGCUUCGAGGACUUCGCCGAGGCCUUCCUCGCUGAUCACGUAAUUUACUCGCCCUUUCACAGUCACAUUGUUGACUUUUGGACAAUGAGGCACGAGGACAAUAUCUUGUUCAUCACGUUUGAGGAGAUGAAGAGAGAUUUGCGUGAUGUAAUUCUGCGAACGGCCAAGUUUCUCGGCAAGACGCUGACUGAGGAUGAGGUUCAGCUGCUCUGUCGCCACCUCUCGUUCGAUGCCAUGCAGAAGAACAAGUCGGUGAAUAAGAAGGACGUCUUGGCGGAGAUGAAUGCCAUUACGGGCAGUGAGAGCAGCGAGUCCUUCUCAUUUAUUCGCAAGGGACAAAUUGGGGGCUUUCGUGAGCUUUUCACCCCUGAAAUGGAAGGGAAAUUCAACGACUGGACGCGGCGACAACUCAGCGGGUCGGACUUCAAAUUUGACGUAUAGAAGAAAAGUGUGGGUGGCCAUGAAUAUGUACACAAUAAA